Penicillium brevicompactum is the source of this 819-nucleotide messenger RNA. RefSeq names its product Ser/Thr protein phosphatase superfamily. Gene Ontology annotation, molecular function: hydrolase activity. Bases 1 to 819 code for a protein of 272 amino acids. The record is from RefSeq and is a predicted model, not a curated record. Lineage: Eukaryota; Fungi; Ascomycota; Eurotiomycetes; Eurotiales; Aspergillaceae. The transcript has a single exon.
AUGGAGAUUCAAAUAAUAUCCGAUCUCCAUCUUGAGACCCCAGCCUCCUAUGAUAUUUUCGAAAUAACCCCCAAGGCACCCUACCUCGCUCUUCUGGGUGACAUCGGAACUGUCAAGGACACCGGCUUUUUCCCAUUCAUCGAAACCCAGCUGAGCAAAUUCUCCGUCGUGUAUUUUCUUCUGGGCAACCAUGAGCCAUACCACUCUACUUGGGCAGAAACAAAAGAAGAGCUUCAUCGAUUCUCUACCUCUGUUAAUCAGCGACGUGUUACGCCGGGCCAAAACGAAAAAAACAAAUCCGGUUCAUUCGUCUUCUUAGAUCAAACUCGAUAUGACGCUUCAGCGAAUGUGACUGUAUUGGGGUGCACGCUUUUCUCGCAGGUAGACGAAACUCACAAAGAGCACGUCAGUUUCGGCCUCAAUGAUUUCUACCACAUCAAUGAUUGGACUGUCGAAGAACACACAGCCGCUCACCAGUCAGAUGUGGCAUGGUUGAACGCCCAGGUCUCACAAAUAGCUACCGAGGAGCCCCAUCGAAAGAUAGUAGUGUUUACACACCACAGUCCGGUUACUCAGGACGCCAGGGCAGUUGAUCCAAGACACGCGAAUAGUCGGAUUUCAUCGGGCUUUGCCACCGAUCUUUCUUCGCAGGAAUGUUGGAAAAGCCCGUUGGUACGGCUGUGGGCAUUCGGUCAUACACACUUCAACGUCAAUUAUGUCGAGGAUGCAGGCAAAAUGGUGGUGAGCAACCAACGGGGUUAUUACUCUUCCCAGGCAAAGGGGUUCGAUGGAGAUCUUGUGGUGAAAAUUGAUGAAUGA